AUGGCAGGAAGGAAGGUGGGCAUCUGGCAGCCCAAGCAAACCGCGGGGCGCACGAGACGCUCCCCGCGCCCUAACCGGCCCCGGCGAGGGCGACGGGCAGUGCCCCCGCGCUCGCUUCCUCUCGGCAACGCGUCCAGCCGCUGCGCCCUCAUUGGCCGCGCGCCCCGCUACCGGCCAUUGGUCCGCAGGCCCGAGGCGUUCGGCCGGCUCCCAUUGGCCCGGGUCCGCCCCAGCGCCCGCCCCCGGAGCCGCAACGCCGGCCCCCAUUGGCUGCGCCGGCCGCCGCUCGCCCUUAUGUGUCAAUUUGAGGGCCCGAGGCGGAGGGUGGCGGCCCAGCGCUCAGCGAGUCCGCGGGAGUCGGGGAAGUGGGGCCGCCGGAGCUUGGUUCCUGUGCUCUGGUGGCUGGGCAGCAGAGUGAGCUCUGUCUUUCUCUCUCUAAACAGGUCUUCACACAAUGAACUAGAAAAGCACAGACGAGCCAAACUCAGGCUCUACCUGGAGCAGCUCAAGCAGCUGGUGCCCUUGGGCCCCGACAGCACCCGCCACACCACGCUGAGUCUCCUGAAGCGCGCCAAGAUGCACAUCAAGAAACUGGAGGAGCAGGACCGCCGGGCGCUGAGCAUCAAGGAGCAGCUGCAGCGGGAGCACCGCUUCCUGAAGCGGCGGCUGGAGCAGCUGUCGCUGCAGAGCCUGGAGCGCGUGCGCACGGACAGCACAGGCUCUGCGGUUUCCACAGACGACUCGGAGCAAGAAGUGGACGUAGAGGGCAUGGAGUUUGGCCCUGGCGAGCUGGACAGUGUUGGCAGCAGCAGUGACGUGGACGACCAGUACAGUCUGCAGAGUGGCGGCUGCAGCGAUGGCAGCUAUGGGCCCCUCUGCCGGCGGCCUGGGCGCCCCAGCCUCUCGUAGGUCCGGUGCUCUCUGCUUCUUGGCCCGCCUGCCUACCCGCCCAGCCAAGUGUGUCAGCCCUCCAGUCCUUGCAAGCCUCUGCACAGGCCCACUGCUGUGCCAUUCUGGAAGCUCCAGCUGCCACCUGGGCUGCCCGCCUCCACCUGCCUGCCGGUCAGGGCCCUCCAUGCCGCCCGCCCCUCACAGCUGGACAGGGACCCCUGCAGGGAGGCGGGGCCCAGCUCUCACGUCCCGGAGCCCAGCGUAGCCGCCCACGGUCUGUUCUCAGAUUCCUAAUCAUUCCAGAAGUAUUAAAUAUCAUUGCUGCAAACCUCGGCGGGCGCCGUGUGAGGGGCUUAAUGACCACUGCAGGGAGCUCAGACCCCAACCCUGGAUCCCGGGACCGAGGAAGGAAGGAAGGCGUGGCUCUCCGUUCAUCCGUCUGUCCAUCUAUCUGUCGGUCCACGUAGGCUCCUGAGGCAUGGACAGAGGGAUCUAUGAAGGGCGGGACUCGGGUGAGCACCCUGGGACAGGUGGGUGGAGAGGGGCCUUUGUACCCCACUGGUUUCAGGAGCCAAGGCUGGGCCCCGGGGGGCAGGCCUGGCCACCCCACACUGAGCUGGGCAGCUUCUGCUCUGUUAGGUCCCUCAGAUGUACACACGCAUGCGCCUAGGCACACACACCCAUCUGCACACACGCCUGUCUGCACACACGCUCGCCUGCACACACAUGCACACAGACACACAUGGUCACCAGACCCAGAGAUCCCAGGAUCCCCCAGAGGGCACAUGUCCUGGGGAGAUUGGCCAUCAUGGGUCACCUGGGCCAAUGCUGGCCCCUGGCCUGUGCCUGGCUCCUCCCUCAGCUUACCUGCCCAGUCUGCACAGGGCAGGGGGCUUCUCCUCCCAGCAGGGCUGAGGUGUGCUGGGGGCCAGCCAGUUGAAGCCACUGGGUCCUCAGGGGGCUUUCUUAUCUCUCUUUU
This is a messenger RNA of Ceratotherium simum simum (southern white rhinoceros), 1870 nucleotides long. The record is from RefSeq and is a predicted model, not a curated record. NCBI's taxonomy places the organism in Eukaryota, Metazoa, Chordata, Mammalia, Perissodactyla, Rhinocerotidae.